Messenger RNA from Aspergillus campestris IBT 28561, 1557 nucleotides. Its product is annotated as F-box domain protein. The record is from RefSeq and is a predicted model, not a curated record. The transcript has a single exon. Bases 1 to 1557 code for a protein of 518 amino acids. NCBI's taxonomy places the organism in Eukaryota, Fungi, Ascomycota, Eurotiomycetes, Eurotiales, Aspergillaceae.
AUGGACCGACCGCGGAACAUCAACGACCUGGCGGACGAGUUGAUCUCGGAGGUCCUAUCCUUCCUGCUCGGUUCCGAGCAACUUCUCAACGACAGCGCCGUCGCAAGAGACACGGUUCUCGCCCCCGGGCCCGAUCUCAAUUCAAUCUCCGCGUACGGCGAGCAGACGGAGCUAGACCGAUUCCGACUCGUGUGUCGGCGUUUCACGCGGAUAGGCACGCCCCGGAAAUUCCCCCGCUUCGUCCUGCGGUUCUCCCGGGAAGGGUUCGGGAGACUGGAGGAUCUUCUGAGCAUGCAGCUGGCCUGCCAUGUCAGAUACUUCACGUACAUGGUGCGACCCUUCUACCAAGGAAGCGGUACCGUCUCUGAAGUCCCGCCCUACCUCCAGGGGAAAAAGGUCCAGCUGACAAGAACGAAUCUAGGAUGGAGCAAUCUCCUAAACGGGGUCGAUUCGGGUACACUCCCAGACGCGCGCAUCCACCAACGGCGCUUCCACGACCAGCGCGAAAUCCUCGACAACGACCAUGACGUCUCGCUCCUGCGCCGCGCGCUCGCAGCCUUCACCUCCCUCCAGCAGGUCAAGCUCCUGCGCCUGCAAGACAAGGCAGACGAGAAGGCCCUGGACUACAUACGGGAGCGCGCGCUGGGGCGCGACACCAGCCUCGACUGGGGCGCAGCGUGCUCCCGCGCCGUGUCUAGCCUAGGCAUCUCCCUCUUGGAAUCCACCCGGCACAGCGUCCGCUUCGUCGGACCACAGAUCAGCCCAGACGCAACAGUCCGCCUGUCACAGGCGCCCCCAACCACUCUGUCAGAGCUCGGCACCCGCCUCACAAGCCUAGAUGUGACCUUCCUAACAACAAGCGACAUGACGGCACACAUGGGCAGCCUCUCAAGCGUCUUCCACAACUUCUUCCUCGCCGCGCGCAACCUCACCGCAAUCCACCUGGGGUUCCCCCCAGGACUCCCCCUAGACCUCCCACUAGAAGCCAUCUUCCACAGACUACAGUGGAAGCGUCUCCGCACGCUCAGCAUCCAGGGCUGGCGGCUCCACGCGGAAGAACUCAUCAGCCUCAUCAGCCGCCACAGACGGCCCCUACGCGACAUCCGGCUAACAAGCAUCUACCUGCGCGAGGGGAGCUACUGGCGCGACGUACUAUCCACACUGCACUCCGACCUCGACCACCUCGAGCGGAUCGACCUGCGCGACAUAAACUACGUCCAGGCCGCCCACACCAAUAACAACACCACCACCAACGGCAGCAGCUCCAACGGCACCCCCAACGGCAGUACCCCAGAAACAUACCCACCACUCAUCCCAAUCAUCACGCGCCCAGCCUCUGAAUCCCCCCCGCCCCAGACAGCCCUCAGCGUAGACCACAUGUCGUUCCUCCCGCGGGGGAACACGCGGCGAUCGUUCUCAGGGCCGACGCUGGAGCGGCUGCGGGGAUUAUCUGCUGAUGAGCUCGGCGAUGACGGUGUCUGCGUAAGACGGGACCAAAGACUCUUCUGGGAGGCGUGGGUGUUAUCGUCUAGUGGGGGCAAUGACGGGUGGGGUUGA